AUGACUGAAGUUGAAUCCAGAGAGCCAUCAACGUUUGAGAAAGCCCUACAUUCAUGGUCUGAGGUGAAUUUGCCCUCUUUACAAGCAGAAUUGGAUGAUCCUGCUACAAAGAUUCAAACAUUUCAAGAAUCAACAUUGACUUCACGUCGUGCAUUGGCUCAACGUACUAAAGAGUUCAAAAAGCAUGAUGAAGAGACUAAAUUGAAAGAAAUCAAAUCUUUGCUAAAAUUAUAUCAGACAGAGAUUGAUUCUUUGACUGAAAGGGCUAAGUGUGCGGAAGGAGCUUUUUUCAAUGUUUAUAGAGCUAUAAGUGAAUUACCAGACCCCAAACCACUAUUGGAAGUGUCUUUGGAUAGUGUCAUGACUGCUGGGGAAGUUGAUGAAUUGAAAGUUGAGAAUAAAAGAUUACAGGAUGAAUUGUUGAAAUAUGCUGAUUAUGAACAACUGAAGAGUAGACUGUUACGGAUGGAGCAAAAGAGCGCUGAACAAUUGGCAAAUAGAUUGAAAUUAAAAGAAGGGGAAAUGAGAGGUGAAUUUGAAGAAAAGGAGAAAAACUGGGAGGAGAAAGAAGGAAACUUUCUGAAACAAGUUGAUGAGUUAAAGAAACAAGUUAUAGAGUUCAAGACUCAAACUGAAGUGGAUGGAUUAAGAUUACAAAAUCAAUCAGAUGCUUUUAGUGAAAAUAAAGGUGAAGACUUGGAAUUACUAAAGAGAGAAAACGAAAGUAUUGAAUUAAGAAACUUGCAGCUUGAAAAGAGAAAUCAAGACCUUAGUAAAGAAUUGAAAGUUGUCAAAAGUGGCUUAGCUAAAGAAGAAGCUCAAUUGAAAAAUGAAUCAAAAUUGGGUGAAUUAGAAAGUGAAAAUGCUACUUUAGUUGCCAAGUUAGAUCAUAAGAAACGUCUAACUGAAACAAAUACAAAGCAACAAACUACAAAGAUCAAUGUUUUGAAAAGAGAUAUUGCAACAUUACAAGGUGAAUUGAAGAAUUUGAGAAGCAAGAUGAUACAAUAUAAAGACUAUGAUGAUUUAAAACAAGAAUUGAACACAUUACGUGCAAUUUCAUUUGGUCAUGGUGACGAUGAUGAUAACGAAGAUAAUGAUGAUGAUGAAACUGAUGAACAAGAUCCAGUGAAAACAAGCUCCACACAAUUGGAUGAAAUUUUGGUAUCAAGAAACAAGAAACUAACUGCAGAAAUUGCAGAGUUCAGAUCUCAACACGAAGAGUUAAUCAAUGAAAUCACACAAUUAAAGAAGAGUUUGACCGAUUCCAACUCUGAAGUUACAAGGUUAGUUCAAUUGAGUAAUAAGUUGGAAUCUGAUUUGACACACUUUCAACCUCCAAAACUGGAUACAAUGAGUAUGAUUUCUGGUGUCACAAGAGGUACAAAUACGACUAGAGCUCCAGUGGGUAACAGAAGUGGGCGUAUAUCCCCAGCAUCUUCAAUUGCAGGUGGAUCAAUAAGAGAAGAACCAAUAGCAGAAUCAGAAUCCUCAGUUUUACCAAUCAUUACAUCCCAGAGAGAUAGAUUCCGUAAUCGAAACAUUGAGUUGGAAAGUCAAAUCAAAAAGCAAAACAACAUUAUAAGUGAUUUGAAAUCUCAAUUGAAUAAAUUAAAACAACAAAAUACAGAAUUAUUCGAAAGAACAAGAUAUUUGGCUUCAUAUAAAGGAUCUGUUCGUCGUUCAAGUCGUGAUCAAGAUAAUGAUCCAGAAAAACAAUUGGAAGAAAGCUAUGAAGAAUCAUUACAUCCAUUAGCGAAAUUCCGUCAAAGAGAAAUGGAGAGAGUCACAUCAAGAUUAAGUACAUUGGAAAGAAUAUUUUUGAGUUUUGCAAAGGCUAUAUUGGAAAAUAAAACAAGUAGAAUGCUAUUUUUGGGAUAUUGUGUUGGUUUACAUUGUCUAGUGAUGGCUAUGAGUGUGUACGUGAUGAGUUUACAUGGUGCUUUGACACCUGAGGUUGGUAUAAUUGAUAAGAGUGCAGGUUCUAGCAACCCUGGUAUAUGA
Hansenula anomala is the source of this 2004-nucleotide messenger RNA. RefSeq names its product CCAAT displacement transcription factor COY1 (gene COY1). The coding region runs from base 1 to 2004 and encodes 667 amino acids. Gene Ontology annotation, biological process: intra-Golgi vesicle-mediated transport. The transcript has a single exon. NCBI's taxonomy places the organism in Eukaryota, Fungi, Ascomycota, Saccharomycetes, Phaffomycetales, Wickerhamomycetaceae. The record is from RefSeq and is a predicted model, not a curated record. Gene Ontology annotation, cellular component: Golgi membrane.